AAUUUGCAAUCAGUUCGCAAGUGGGAACCGAUCCAUUCAGAUGGCAGCCGCAGUAUUACCGAACUGCGCCCAGGAGGAGCUCUUCGUCAGCCGGGCCACCAUUAAGUUGCAGUUGCCACAGGGCGGAGCCGAUUCACCCGUCUUCGAGUGGCGCACACAGGUGGUGACGCCCACGCCCACGCCCACGCCCACACCCGUUCCCGCCCCCGAGGAGGAGUGCAUUAAGGGGAAAAAGACCGGGGAGAGUGCCACGCCCAAGAGCAAUUACUACACGCCUCCGCGGAUCCUUGGAACCGAGGCGAAGCGCAAGAAUCUGCCCCAAACGAUGGGCAACUUCUUCGAGGCGGAGCGCUAUUCCAGCGCCUGGAAUCGCGUGACCAAGUAGACUCCGAAUCCGAAUCCAAAUCCCAAAAACCCAACCGAAGGGAGGCCUAAUCGAUUAACCCAUUAAGUGCCAAGAGCUGCAGGAGAGUGAAAUUCCAUUCCGUUGCCAAAAAUUCCAAUUCAUGCCCCAAAAUUGCUUACUCGAAUGUGUGUGUGUGGGUGGGGGGGAGGAGGGAGGAGGGAGGAGAGGGGGGGAGAUAGAACUGCUGGCCUAGGGCAAUCCCAACUAUGUAUAUAAGCAUCCCAUGAAUAUUUAUGUGCCACCCCCUGUACCUUGAUACCCUGAUAAUGCAAUAAAAGUAUUAUUUGAUAGAUAAA
Molecule: messenger RNA, 702 nt
Organism: Drosophila rhopaloa
Lineage: Eukaryota; Metazoa; Arthropoda; Insecta; Diptera; Drosophilidae
Exons: 1
Coding region: 41-385 (114 amino acids)
Source: RefSeq, a predicted model, not a curated record